UGGGACUUUGCGGCGGUGCAACUCCAACACAUCAAGCACGGAUGGGACAAAGACGUGCUCUCGCUGCUGUGCGACCUCGGCAUGUCCAAGCUUGCAUCGACGACAUGGGCCGAUAUCGCGUGUGUCGUCAACCAGAAGCUCAUGGCGACGCCGCGCCACACAGCCGUGAAAGCCAACAAGGACAACGUUCGACGCAUCUACGAGGCCCUCAAGACAAAAGCUACUUGCCAUCGAGAGGCGCAACAGCGAAGGCGCAAUCCAAAUCGCACACAGAUUCCUGGCACGCGUCGCGCAGCGUCCAAGGUCAUCGACAUGACGGCACGCGCGUCCGCAGCGCGCUUGAAGGAGGCGACACCCAUCGAAAAAAUCUAUUGGGAUCGGGUCGCGACGCAGUCAUGCCCUGUCUACGGGUGGUCCAUGAAAGCCAUGGACCGUAUCUAUGCCGUGGCAGUGCCCAAGCCGCCAGACACGACGUGGGCCGACGUCGCCUUUGUCGUCCAGAAGCAGCUUCCCGCGGCGACUGGCUCGACGCGCUGCGCCGCCGCGCAGUUUUCACCACGCAAAGUGACGCGCUUGGUGCAGAGAGCAAUCGCGUAUCAACAGAACGCGCGCGACCGGCUACGACUCGCGGCUGUCGACGCGACGCCACACCUGGACAGCACGCCAAUGGCUGCGCCUGCGGCCACGCAUGCACCAGAAGGUCGAAUCUCGGCUCUUUCGAGCGCAUCGGUCGAAGACAC
Messenger RNA from Saprolegnia diclina VS20, 740 nucleotides. RefSeq lists its product as hypothetical. The annotation marks the transcript as partial. The record is from RefSeq and is a predicted model, not a curated record. Lineage: Eukaryota; Oomycota; Saprolegniomycetes; Saprolegniales; Saprolegniaceae. The transcript has a single exon.